Messenger RNA from Erigeron canadensis, 988 nucleotides. RefSeq names its product ribonuclease 2-like. NCBI's taxonomy places the organism in Eukaryota, Viridiplantae, Streptophyta, Magnoliopsida, Asterales, Asteraceae. The transcript is spliced from 9 exons. Bases 38 to 811 code for a protein of 257 amino acids. Gene Ontology annotation, biological process: RNA catabolic process. Gene Ontology annotation, cellular component: extracellular region. Gene Ontology annotation, molecular function: RNA binding; ribonuclease T2 activity. The record is from RefSeq and is a predicted model, not a curated record.
AACUUGAAUAUCUUACGAUCUAGCUAUAAGCACAAUAAUGACAUCACAUCCAAUCGCCAGAAUUCUUGAACUAAUUCUGAUCGCCGGAGUUUUCUUCGCCGUUGAAGUCGCCGGUUCCGGAGUGGUGUCGACGGUUGCUGAGGAAAGGGAAUUUGAUUACUUCACAUUGGCUCUUGUAUGGCCACCAACUUACUGUACACGAUCAACUAAAUGUUGUAAACAAAGUGGUUGUUGCAGAGGGGAAAAUAAUCCAUCAGUAUUCACAAUCAGUGGACUAUGGCCAGACUACAAUGACGGUACAUACCCUUCAUGUUGUGAAGGUCCUUCUUUUAAUGCAAAUGAGAUAUCGCCAUUGCAAGGUGUUAUGGACACGUAUUGGCCAUCAUUUAGUUGCAAAAUGUCAAAAACGUGCAACAACACAAAAGUUAGCUUUUGGGCUAGCGAGUGGGAAAAACAUGGUACAUGUGCUGCUCCAGUAACCGGUGGCCAAUAUAACUUUUUCCAGACAGCCAUCAAUUUGUAUUCUGCGUAUAAUGUCUCGGAAGUCAUAUUUGGAGCUGGAUAUGUACCUUCAAAUUCAGAGACGUAUCCGUCAAGUGGAAUAAUUUCUGCCCUUGAAAAUGCUUUCCACGCAACCCCACAAAUAAAAUGCAAAAAUGGUGCUUUGCAGGAUCUCCGUAUAUGUUUCACCAAGGACUUCAAGUUUAGAGACUGUGUAGGAGAAAGCAAAUGUCCCAAUGAUGUCAGCUUACCGGAGCCAGAUGUCACCAGGAUUGCAGGUCUAUCAGUUUUUGGCCAUGAAUCCUCCUAAAUUGUUCGCCCGCAUUUCAUUUGAAAGUUUAUCUCUGUAUUUAUAUUAAUCAUGUCUUUGUUUUAAAUAAAGGGGGUUCUUGUAUAUGCCUCAAAUGUGUCUGUAAAACAGUAUUCCCAUUCGUGUGUUAUUAUCUAUUAUGAAUAAAAAAAUCAACUUGUUAGUUGAUUCCAGAUA